ACUAAAAUAAAUGAAAUGACCAAAUUAUCCCUAUUAAUUAAAAGAAAAAAAACAAAAAUAAAACCCAAAUUCAAUCAUUCAGACAACCAUUUCCCCUUCUUCCUUUCUCAAUCCCUAAUCUCCCGUCAUUUCACCCAAUUUCGCCGCGUCAAUCUCUUGCUUGGCGUCGAGUUCACCGUCGACGAGGAAGCCUUGCCACCGUUUCAUCAAUUCUUUCGCUUUUUACGGUUCUCUCCAUCUGUCUCUCUCUUUCUCUCUUGCUCUCUCUCACUUUCUUCUGUUAGUUGCAAGGGCAAUUUGGUUGCUAUUCAUGCUGGAAACAGGGGCUAUCCUCCGAAUAAGGUUGUUUGUACUGAAGGACCCGACAGAGUCAGAGAAUUAAUUGCCAUAGGCGCUUCAUUUGAUCAUGGAGAAGAUGGUAACUUGCAUCUAGUGAGGGAAAGGGGUCAUUCACAUAGUCGAAUUGUUCAUGCUGCUGAUAUGACUGGAAAAGAAAUUGAAAGGGCUCUGCUAAAGUCAGUUGUUAAUCCUAAUAUUUUUGUGUUUGAACACCAUUUGGCUAUAAAUCUUCUCACUUGUCAGUUUUUAGGUGGUAAGAUUCCUUUCAAAUGUGACUUUGCUUGCAUCUGGUGGAGCUGGACAUAUUUAUUCCAAAACUACAAAUCCUCUGGUGGCUACCGGAGAUGGAAUUGCCAUGGCACACUGAGCUCAAGCUGUGAUUUCAAACAUGGAGUAAGUAGAUGAAGGCAAAAGGAUACAUAACUUAUGCAUCACAAAAUCUCUUGAAGGCAAAAGGAACUACAUAUUAAGUUAUAGUGUUGGGUUUUAAAUUGCAGCAUGAGUAUUUAUGUGUAAUUUGUUUGUAUUUGUAAACAUGUUGUAAAAGCAUGUAUAUGAAUGAAUUAGAUUGACUGAUUUGUUGACAUUAAAUUCUUGAAAUUAGAUUGGUUGUUUUGG
Arachis stenosperma is the source of this 957-nucleotide messenger RNA. Its product is annotated as L-aspartate oxidase, chloroplastic-like. NCBI's taxonomy places the organism in Eukaryota, Viridiplantae, Streptophyta, Magnoliopsida, Fabales, Fabaceae. The transcript has 4 exons. The coding region runs from base 16 to 744 and encodes 242 amino acids. Gene Ontology annotation, molecular function: L-aspartate oxidase activity. The record is from RefSeq and is a predicted model, not a curated record. Gene Ontology annotation, biological process: NAD+ biosynthetic process.